This is a messenger RNA of Acaromyces ingoldii, 798 nucleotides long. RefSeq names its product putative short chain oxidoreductase. The record is from RefSeq and is a predicted model, not a curated record. The coding region runs from base 1 to 798 and encodes 265 amino acids. Lineage: Eukaryota; Fungi; Basidiomycota; Exobasidiomycetes; Exobasidiales; Cryptobasidiaceae. The transcript is spliced from 4 exons. Gene Ontology annotation, molecular function: oxidoreductase activity, acting on the CH-OH group of donors, NAD or NADP as acceptor.
AUGUGCGUUUCUUCACGUAGUGUCAAGAAGGUGGCCCUCGUCACGGGAGGAGCCAGCGGCAUUGGGCGAGCGAUCUCAAACCGAUUGGCAAAAGACGGUUUCCAAGUCGCCGUUGCCGACAUCGCCCGAGAAGAGGCCAGUCAGGUCCUGAAAGAGCUGCACGGAGGCCGAAAGCGACACAUAGCCCUCGGCGUCAAUAUCAUCCAUAAAGAAGAGGUAGACAAAGCUUUUAGAAAGGCGAGAGAAGCCUUCGGACAGGUCGACGUUGCCGUUGCUAACGCGGGUAUCACACGAGUUACGGCACUUCUCGAACAAUCGCUAGAGGAAUUCAGAGACGUACAGGACGUCAAUCUGAUGGGCGCUUUACACACCUUUCGAGCAGCUGCGCAGACAUUUAUUGACCAGAAAACGGGAGGAAAAAUCAUUGCAGCGAGCUCCAUAGCAGGCCAUCGUCCGAUCCCCUAUUCGGCCGCCUACAGCAUCUCGAAGUCUGCAAUAGUCGCUCUGACCCAAGCAGCUGCGAUCGAAUGGGCUCAGCAUGGUAUUACCGUCAACGCCUACGCUCCUGGCUUCACUCAGUCCAAGAUGUGGGACGUCAUUGAUCCGGGCUAUGCAGCUUUAGGUCAAAAUGAGCCAGGAAGUGCGCUGAAAAAGUUUGCUUCUGGCCUGUCGGCGAUGCAGCGCCCCGGAACUGCUGAAGAGAUUGCAGGCUUAGUCUCCUUUCUCGCUUCGUCUGACUCCAGCUACGUCACCGGUCAAACCAUUCAUGCAGACGGCGGAACCCACUUCGUGUCGUGA